This is a messenger RNA of Gadus chalcogrammus (walleye pollock), 6115 nucleotides long. Its product is annotated as specifically androgen-regulated gene protein. Bases 227 to 2194 code for a protein of 655 amino acids. The transcript is spliced from 4 exons. Lineage: Eukaryota; Metazoa; Chordata; Actinopteri; Gadiformes; Gadidae. The record is from RefSeq and is a predicted model, not a curated record.
CUGGGCCCCGCCCCUUCAUUUAAAUAAGGGCAGGACAUGACAGCAGAGACAGGUGCUUAUUCGGAUCUCAAUGGACUACGCGACCUGAUGUCUACGUUUUAUCCGAUGUGGCGUUAACUUAAGUCAACUCUCCAUGGUUGAUGGUCUGAUUUGCACUUUGCGGUGAUAUUUAGACAAGAGGCCCCUGGAGCUCCGGGGCCUGCCCUAAUCGUUUUCUCUCUGUGCGAUGCCUAAGAGUGACACGUGGCCCGGCAGCGUUGCCCCAGAACCUUCCAGCAGUAAUAUGGACAGCGCUGGAAGCUGUGACAGCGUGAUCAGCACCAACUCUGGCUUUAGUGUGGACAGUCUGCAGCACCUGUCUGCCGCGGAGAGGGAGUGUCUUAUGUAUCUGGAGGAAACAAUUGACUCUCUGGACGUGGAUGAAGACAGUGGACUGUCCAAUGACGAGCCAGAAGCUUCCCAUCAGGCUGCAGCUAUAGCCGUCCACCCCUCAAAAGCUGCGGAUCAGAGCGGAGAAGACUCUGAAAGGGACCAGGGCAGACCUGUCCAUCAUGGGGUGCCCACAACCCUUCCCCUGGCCAACGGUUUUGGGAACCUCCCACAGAUGGCCCCGGCAGACGUCCAUGAACCUAAAACCCCUGAGGUGUCAAACAACUCAAACACUCCGUUGGAAACAGAAACAGGAGAAUUGGAAACAUCUAAGUUACACUGUGAGGUACAACAAAUUGACUCCGCAACCGACAAAUUGGCUCCGCAAGCACAGAUGUUAGCUUCAGCGGCAGAUGGGGACUGUGACCUGUGUGCCCCCUCGGACACUAAGCUUGAGCCCAAUCAGUCCAGCCCUCAGCCUGAGACUGAGCUGAUUUUGAUCCCCCCUCCGUCUGACUUCAUGGAUGAACCAGGGCCUGAGCCACAAUCAAGGCCAGAGCCACAACCAGGGCCAGAGCCACAACCAGAGCCUGAACAACAAUCAGGGCCUGAGCCACAACCAGAGCCUGAACCACAAUCAGGGCCUGAGCCACAACCAGAGCCUGAACCACAAUCAGGGCCAGAGCCACAACCAGAGCCUGAACCACAAUCAGGGCCUGAGCCACAACCAGAGCCUGAACCACAAUCAGGGCCUGAGCCACAACCAGAGGAGCGCCCGGAUCCUACCGUAUCCGUGGAGACGCCUGUCAGAAGACAGCAUGUCGAUGUGGAGGAGCUCCGUAAGAGAGCCUCCAGCAAGAGAGCUCCUGUGAGCUCCGAUGUCGUCCAUCCACCGGUCCCCCACCUGGCUGUGGCAGAAGUGCCUGAGACUCUCAGUGCACCCCACUCCCAGACGGUUACCUCAGCCAACCUUCUCCCGGAACAUCUUGAGCCCAAGAGCCCACCUGCUGUGGCCCCAAAGCCCAAGAAACUUCCCUCAAACAUCAUCUUCAAGUCCCAGAAGCCUUUUGCCGAUAGUAACUUCUCCCCACCUGCCAGUGACAGGAUGCUGUCGGAAGGCCAGAAGAUCCGCAUGGAAGCGCUCAGAAAGCUUGGUCUCCUCAAAGCCGAAGACGCAGACUUAGAUCCACGCCUGAGUCUGCCUACUAGUUCCCACUCCAGGAGGUCUUGGGCUGCCCCCUUGUCUCCAGCAGCUCGGCAAACUCCCCCAUCACCUUCGAUUCGAACGCCAUCGCCUACCGUUUCCACCGUCCCAGUGCCCCCUCCCUGGGCCGAGGUUUCCACACAGGCCAACGCGGCUUUGACGCCGGCAGCUCUGGCCAAAGAUAUUCUCCCAGUGCCUUCUGCUUUCAGUGACACCGGUAAACCACCGUCCCUAUAUCACAGCCAGGAAGCAUCUCCCGCUAAGAUCAUUAUCUCAGCUCCCACCGUUAACACCGGUGUCAAAUCUGCCACCCUUGCACACUCGGGAACAGGCUUGAGUAGCCUCCAGCCAAGCCUCGGCGUGCUGCGUAACGGCCGCCCCCGCCCCGCCUCUCUGGGCUCCGGGAAGGACUUUUCUCAUGUCAAGGUGGAGGCGUUAGCGCCCAACGUUAAGGAUGCUAGCACCAGGAGGUCCACCCCGGUCGCCCCUGUCUCGCAGAACGCUGGAGAGUCCACGGGAGUGCCUCGCUACCACGGGGUCAGCGUGGUCAUCUGCCCCCGCGCGGAAAACGACGAGGGCCGACGCCAUGCCCUCAAGAAGCUUGGUCUACUGAAGGACUAGCCGCCGCCUGGACCCAUUUUACCGUCUUUUGUUCUGGGCUCUCUGCCCCCUUCGAAGGACCUCAGAUGGUGAUUGGCUAGGUGAGCAAAGCAGAUGUACAGUCUCUGCUGUGUCGUGUAACUUUAUUGUUGUGUUAAAUGGUCUUUUCAAGUGUAACCGUACUAUCAUGGUUACUUGAUUUCUCUUGUUUUAUUUUUCUUAGAAUAGAAGCAAGGGCAUUUUCUUUACAUUUUUAUCAAUUCAAAUGCAUCCAACUUCUUCUGGAGCUGUGUGACUAUAUAUAUAUAUAUAUAUAGACACACAGCUCCAGAAGAAUUGGCUUAUACAGUAGUAGCUUAGUAGCUUAUACCAGAUAUAAGCUACUAUAUACAUAGUAGCUUAUAUCUGGUCCAAUGCAACUUUGUUUUUUUUGUUAUUUAUCAUGUCAAUGCCCUUUGUGCUUCUUUCAUAAAUGGGCUAUCUGUUAUUUUUGGCUUACCUACAACCUUCUUCUGAUUUUGGUUUGUAAAAUAAGUGGGUUUGCAUGACUUUUAUGAUGCAUUGUAAGAUAAGGGGACAAUCAACACUCACUUGAAAGUCACUUUAGAUGAAGCAUGAGCUAAAUGUAACUGCAGUAAAUGUAAGCUAGACGAUGAAUGUUGGAUAUGGAGGGACGCAAUGAAGGAUUUCAGACACUGAUUUCUUAUUUAUAUUGAAAAGUAAUGCAUUGCACUUCAAAUAUUAAUAAAAUGCUCAAGAGUUUUUAAACAUAUCAUUUAUAUAAUAUUCUAAAUUCAAGUUCUGGCGUAAUUACUAAAUCAAUAGUUUCACUCUUUAAAAUACUUCCUAUAAAAAACCUGGUUAGCCUCUACUCAAAAAAACAUGUGAAGUCAACAAUGUUUCUUGUGAGUGUCAGGUGUGUUCCUUUCCUCUCUAGAGAUGAAAGUGCACGAAAAAGUCCAUGCACAUACACUGGUUCAACUAUUAACUCUAUAUAGGCCCUGUAGCGGGAUAAGAAUCUGAAACAUGUGGUUAGUGUGCUCUCAGCAAUGACGCACGUGUUAAACCUCACUACCUUGUUAGCUGGCUCCUCUCACAGUGCAGCGCUUUUCCUCUCUCCAAAGUCAUGUUUAAAAAAAAAUAGGUUGUAUUUAGGGAACGAUAACAUCAACCUCAUCCGACACGUCCGGGAAUAGGACGUGAUAUGUAAAGUGUAUGUAAAAUGUGUUUCUCAUAACACAGUACAACAGUUCUGUUUUUCAUUUAGUUAUACUCCUCUGUGUUAGUUAUAUUGUAAUGAACUAUAAUUAAUGCGACAACAUUAUGCUGCUUUUGAGUUUGUUUCUUAAUAUUCCAGAAGUCCUAAUCCAGGCUUUACACACACACACACACACACACACACACACACACACACACACACACACACACACACACACACACACACACACACACACACACACUCAUGGAAGUAUGAGAUAUCUGAUGUCGCUGUGUGAUGGGAAGUACAUCCAUAGGUGCCACUGGUCUGGACUGCAGCCUCAGCACCUUUAUCUGAUGUAACGCUGGAGCAGAACUGGAGGAACCUGUUUCCUCCAGCUCGUUUUUCAGCCUGUGUGCAAUGCAGUGUGCAUGAGAUGUACACUUGUGAGCUGACAGAAUAACAAAGUGUGCGUGUGGUGCACCUCUGGGGUGGAAUGUCUGCUUCACACACCAGGGGAGAUUCCUCUUGUUGUUCCUGCUCUUCAGUUUGUUCUGCGCAGUUAAGUAUAAAGGAAGUUCCAGUUCAGAUGCAACACAUUGUUUACUACCAUUGUUAAAGCACAUAGAGUCCAUGAUACAAGACAAAGGGGACACAUCGUGUCAUCGAACGUGGGUGCAUCUCCCGGGUGCGGUCGCUUUGGGAUGUGUGGAAUGACUGAGGCCAUGCCAAUGUAUACAUGUGGAAAUAAGUGUCCUUUUCAACAUCAGACAGGCUUUCGUUGGGCGUCAUCUGGAACACACCCAUAGUAGAUCAUUUCCCAUCCAACACGUUUAAUAGUAGUGACUCACUAGCAAACAUGACAACAAUUCCUCUUUAUGAAGAGGGGGAGAUAAUUUUGCUCGUUGCAGAACAUUACGAAAUCCCUGUUGGUUUUUAUGUUGACAUUAUAUUGUCAGAAAAUAUAUAAUAAUUAUAAAACACAAUGUAUAAAUAUAGAUGAAUCAGGGGAAAAUUUGGCCUGACUUAUAUAGAUUGGAUUAAUAUUUAAUGCACAAGUCUGUUUUUUUUUUUUUUUUAAAAAGGCUUCUUUAUACCUGACAUACGCUCAAGUUCAACAGCAUCUACCUGCUUUUCUAAGAGUCUGAUAUAUGUCCUCUUGAACCCUGAAUAUGUGCAAAAGCAACAGGGAAGUAAACACCUGUUAGGCAUCAUUGAGCCAGCAGACCUCGGAGCGCUACUCCAGUUUGACAUGCUGGUAUGUAAACUCUCUAGUCUAGGCCUUCACUUUCCUCCUCCGCUGAAACUGAGGGCACAGUGACACCUGUCACUUUCACUUUUCUCCUCCAAGGCAUUCAGCCCUGCUGAUUCAGUGUCAGCAGCAGAACACAGACUGGAUCUUAGCCCAUGUAUUGUGGACAAAGACAGCAAACUUGCAGGCUUUUUUUUUUGCAAUCAUUGGUAAGAUUCUACCCCACACAGAGAAGAUCAGGUUGAAGUGUUUCAACAACAGGUUUUUUAAUGUAAACAUAUUAUAAUGUAAACCUGGUUGCCUAUACCAUUUACUGCCAAGACACAAAGGCUUAGCUAUUAAAGAUAUUAAUUAUCUAUCAAUGGCAUCCUUACUGAAAAAGUAUGGUUCUAUGGACACGGUGACCGCUAGGUGGCGGUGGAGAUUCAUGGUUAGUUUCUUCCCUUUGGCUCUCCAGUCAUAAGUCGUUUUUUCACGACGGAUUACCCUGCUGUGACAGAGGUUUCAAAAACAAUCUGAGUUUGUUAAUGUGUAUUGUAAGCCUUUAUUAUUUUUCCUGCUUUACAUAGAGAAAAAUGAUAAAAUAGCAUUGGCCUUUACUUUUUAAACUCCCCCAUAGUUUGGCAACUGUGCUGCAACAACCACGAUUAACUUUUCUUAAUAGGCCAUUGCAUUUGUCUUUUGUCAUUCAGUUAUGUUUUGAGCAAUGGGCUACAGUUGAUAAGACUCACAAAGAAACUAAAUGAUGUACUUCAAACGUUCAAGAAUGGCAAAUUGUGAAGGCCAAUUGUUCCCCAUAGCCCAUUGAGUUGGCCUAUUUUAUGCCAAUGAAAAGAACUAUUAUUAUGUUUCAAAAUGUCUUUCUCUGGUGAUAACGCAAUGAAAGAGUUGAAUUAAUGAGUAAUAUUACACUCCACACGUUACACUCCACAUUGUUUUCACCAAAUUUUCAGCUCUCAUUUUCGUAGCGUUAUUUAUUUAUUGUAGUUAAUUAACAAAUUACAUCAGUUCCACUCAACAGCCAGAUGUUAAACCGAGGACAGUAGAUCUUUCAAAUGCAGCAGAAAGGAUAAAACGCAUAGGCCUUUGCUGUCUCCUUAAGGUCGUACUCUUUUAACUAGAUACAAAUAACUACAUUUGUAUACAGUGAGUUUGGACUGGACCUGACCCAGAGUGACUCUGAGACUUAAGCAGAUUUGAGAGCUGCACUUUGAAAGUUCUUUCCAUUAAAUAAUGAUAUUGUAAUGUGAGCAAAAGAGCAGGGUUUGGUUUUAUUUGCUUGUCUUGUUUUCUGUUCUGCAACGUUCAACAAUCUUAUCGCAUUCCUUAUCGCAAACAAGAUGAAUGUGCACACUUCAGACUUAAUCUCAAACCAUUCUUUAUCCUUUUAUCCAACAUUAUCAUCCUUAUUAUCUCCUUCUCUGCAAUUUUGCACAACCCCUUUGUGGCCAUCCGUAAACAAUAUGAAUGAGUGCACUUUAAUCUUCCUCUC